AGCACACCGGCCUAUGAGCAGAGAAAGGGAUCCUUUGGUUGUCGGUAGAGUGGUUGGGGAUGUGUUGGACCCCUUCAAUAGAACCACCACUCUUAGAGUGUCUUAUGGCUCUAGGGAAGUGACCAACGGGCGCGAGUUCAAGCCCUCCCAAGUGGUCAUCCAACCAAGGGUCGACGUUGGUGGGAAUGACCUCAGAACCUCUUACACACUCGUGAUGGUAGACCCAGAUGCUCCAAAUCCAAGUGAUCCAAGCCUUAGGGAAUAUCUCCACUGGCUGGUCACAGAUAUCCCGGGAACCACAGGAGCAACCUUUGGGCAGGAGGUGUUGUGCUACGAGAGCCCGAGGCCAACGAUGGGAAUCCACCGCUUCGUGUUCGUACUCUUUCAGCAGCUCGGGCGGCAGACCGUCUAUCCUCCGGGCUGGCGCCAGAACUUCAACACCAGGGACUUUGCAGAGCUCUACAACCUCGGAUCCCCAGUUGCUGCCGUCUACUUCAACUGCCAGCGAGAGUCCGGUUCUGGUGGGAGAAGGAUCUCAGCUUAAUUAGUACUUGAACUUGCAUCAGCCGUGAUGCAUGCACAGGUCUAUCUCGAACUUCUACCUGUGUAGAAUCCUUUUUUUUUUUUGAAAUAAAGGGAGUCGAAGUGCCACCCUGAAUCUAUUAAAGAGCAAGGAGUAAUUACAAUGGUAAAUUUACAAGGCAUAAACGGGAGAAGAAGAAUAGAAAAGAGGAAGAGUACAGGAAGAAGACCCCAAUUGCAGAAUACAUUGCUGCUCUAAAUGAUGGCAAAGCAGGGGAAUGCAACCACGCUGCAGCAAGGAGACGUCACGAGCAGGAUAAGGGAAGUACGGUAUAUAUUAUGGUUAACACACCUUUGUACUUUUUUUUUUUUUAGGUGGGUAAUCUCGCACCUUUGUACUAUUGCUAAGCUGCUUCUUACUCGGACAUGGAGCUAUGGUAUGUAGUUCGGUGGUCUUGCAU
This is a messenger RNA of Elaeis guineensis (African oil palm), 983 nucleotides long. RefSeq names its product protein VERNALIZATION 3. The record is from RefSeq and is a predicted model, not a curated record. NCBI's taxonomy places the organism in Eukaryota, Viridiplantae, Streptophyta, Magnoliopsida, Arecales, Arecaceae.